Molecule: messenger RNA, 963 nt
Organism: Lachancea mirantina
Lineage: Eukaryota; Fungi; Ascomycota; Saccharomycetes; Saccharomycetales; Saccharomycetaceae
Source: the annotation of a GenBank genome assembly
AUGGCAGCACAGGCUAGAAUGAGAAAUUCCAGGGUGCUCAUCAUAAAUUUGGGGUCCGUGGGUACUGAAAUAACGAAAAAUCUGGUCUUGAGCGGUAUUGGUUCCUUAACAAUUUUGGAUAAUCAUAAUCUGUGCAAGGACGACAUUGGUAACCAGUUUUUCAGCAAUAGAGAGCAAGUAGGAGUGAACCGCGCCGUUGCCGCGAAAUUGCGUAUCCAAGAUAUGAAUCCAAGGGUCAAAUUGGACGUUUUUCAGGAUGAAUUUACUGCAAAACCAGAUACAUUUUUUAAACAAUUUGAUUUGAUCGUAGCGACAGAAUUAUCCGCGUCUCAUAUCACCAUAAUAAAUGCGAUAACAAGGAAAUAUGAGAUUUCGCUAUAUGUUACAGGUUUGCACGGUCUGUUUGGUUACAUUUUUGUCGAUCUUAUAGAAUUCGACGCACAGGAUGAAAAACUCAAGAGCGCCGUUUCGACCAUGCUGGGCCCCAUAUCUGCUAACAGAGAAAUCAUUGAAGUCACUGAGCGGGUCGAUGAGGAGCAAAACAAGGUUAAAGAAUUGAUUACCACGCGAAAUAAGUUCAAGCCAUUUGAAACUUUACUUGCAGAGGCUUCAUUGGAAGGUAAGCUCACGCGUCGACAAAUUAAAAGACUUUCAAGCGCUUUGCCUUUGCUGUUAGCUAUGUUUCACUUUGACAUGGAUUUUACUGAUCUUACAGAGAGCUCACUUGCUGAAAAAGCUAUCAAAGUUUGCAAACAAUUGAAAGUCAGUCCAGAAACGUUGAAACCGGAGUACAUGAAGCAAUUUGUCGAGCAAGCAAGUAUUGAGUUUGCACCAGUAGCAGCUGUUAUAGGUGGUGCAGUUGCACAGGAUUGCAUAAACAUUUUGGGGAAACGACAGUCGCCGCUCAAUAAUUUCGUUUUCUUCGAUGGAGUCACUCUCGAUAUGCAAGUCUUGGAACUUUAA